Messenger RNA from Benincasa hispida (wax gourd), 1636 nucleotides. RefSeq names its product basic region/leucine zipper motif 60 (gene BZIP60). Lineage: Eukaryota; Viridiplantae; Streptophyta; Magnoliopsida; Cucurbitales; Cucurbitaceae. The record is from RefSeq and is a predicted model, not a curated record. Gene Ontology annotation, molecular function: DNA-binding transcription factor activity. Gene Ontology annotation, biological process: regulation of DNA-templated transcription.
GUUCUAAUAAACACGCGUUUUCUUCUCCGCCUUGGCUGCCUGCGGCUUCUCUGUCAAUUCCCAUUUAACAAUUAACAUCCCCUUCUUCUCUUCAACUUCUGAAAUUCCCUUUGAAAUUCCCAGAUUCUCUAUAUAUACUCUUUACAAAUCCUCUUCUUCCUCGCUUUUCCCCGUCUAAUUUAAUGGAGGAUGAUCUCCAUUUCUCCGAAUAUGAUGAAUUAAUAGGACAGAUUGAUUGGAACGAGUUCUUUGAUGGAUUCCCGGAGGUGGAACUCCCUGUUGUCGGGGACUCAACAUCCCCUGAUCGAUCUCAUGAUUCGGUUUCUUCCUGGAUCAACCAGAUCGAAAACGCGUUAAUGAAUGACGAUGAAGACAAGGGGGUUUCCCUUCCUAGUCCUACCCACGAUUGCUGCGAUAGUUUUUUGGCCGACGUGCUCGUGGACUCUCAUGGAGGACCCUCUGUAAUCGACGUCGAUUCCAAUGCUUCCGAUUGCGGUAACGACUUUGGCAAUUCCCAGGAGGAGGAUGGACAUAAGGUUUCUCCUGCACCUACAGACGAUUCCUGUGGUAGUUUUAUGCCUGAAGUACCUGUAGAUAUUCGUGGGAGUUCCCCUGGGGUUGAUGCUGUAGUCGGCCUUCCGUCCAAUGCUUCCGAUUGCGGUGACGUCUCAAACAAUUCCGAGAAGGUCGACGCAGCGAACAUCGACGAUAGUGUUGGUGAAGAUGUCGAUGAUUCGCUUUCCAAAAAGCGGAGAAGGCAGCUGAGAAAUAGGGAUGCCGCAGUUAGAUCUAGGGAGAGGAAAAAGAUGUACCUAAAGGAUCUAGAGAUGAAGAGUAAAUUUCUUGAAGCUGAAUGCCGGAGAUUGGGGCGUUUGCUCCAGUGUUACUGUGCUGAGAAUCAAGCCUUACGCUUUAGUCUACAGAUGGGAGGCGCUUCUGGUGCUUCACUGACCAAGCAGGAGUCUGCUGUGCUCUUGUUGGAAUCCCUGCUGUUGGGUUCCCUGCUUUGGUUAGUGGGCACUGUUUGCCUGUUCACCCUUCCUCAACUCCCACAAUCAACUCUGGAACCUGUUCCAGGAGUAACAAUGGAGGACGAAGGUCCAGGAAGCGCGCCUCUGAACGAGAGAGAAAACAAUGAUUCCAGAUACUCAUCCUCAUCAAUACAAACUAGGAGGUGCAAAGCGGCGAGAACAAGGAUGAAACCAAUUAUGUUGGAUGCGAUGCUCAGGCCUAGUUCGGCUCUGAUUUCAAUAUAAAUGUUGUAGGAUCUAGAAGCGAUAGUGUGGCUUUGAGGGUGAAGCUGGAUGGACAUUGGAUGGUAUGAAUAAACGAAAGAAGACAUUAUCGUAACUUGACUUGUGUUCUAUAUUGAUGGAAAUAGAUUAGGCGUAGAGUUAUUAUCUAAAAGAAAACAAAUGCGGAGAAUGGAUCGGAUGUUGUAUGUUUUUUAGUGCUGAGUUUAUGUUAUCGAAAACCAUGGUUUGCAAGGAACUGCUGCAGCCGAUUUCAUCCAUAUUAACCUGGGCUUGUUUAUUUAGAAUUGUCCCCAUCAAUUGAGAGUCAGUCCAAAAUUACGAUUUGUGUCUUAAGGAUUAUUAAUAUUUUAAUCAACAUUUAUUUUAAAUUGAUUGGAAAA